Molecule: messenger RNA, 527 nt
Organism: Carica papaya (papaya)
Lineage: Eukaryota; Viridiplantae; Streptophyta; Magnoliopsida; Brassicales; Caricaceae
Source: RefSeq, a predicted model, not a curated record
UGUGGAUUUACUGUUCUUGUGUUUCAGCUAAAGUGCUUUAAUCAUGUUUGGGCGUGCUCCAAAGAAAAGUGAUAACACUAAGUUCUAUGAAAUCCUUGGAGUGUCAAGGAGUGCAAGUCAAGAUGAGCUAAAGAAGGCAUAUAGAAAAGCGGCAAUAAAGAAUCAUCCUGACAAAGGUGGAGACCCUGAGAAGUUCAAGGAGCUGUCCCAUGCAUAUGAUGUUCUUAGCGAUCCAGAGAAGAGAGAAAUUUAUGAUCAAUAUGGUGAAGAUGCUCUUAAGGAGGGAAUGGGAGGUGGUGGUCCCUCUCAUAAUCCUUUUGAUAUAUUUGAAUCAUUUUUUGGUGGAGGGGCCUUUGGAGGUGGUGGCAGCUCGAGAGGAAGAAGGCAGAAGCAAGGUGAUGACGUGGUGCACUCCUUGAAAGUUUCCUUGGAAGAUCUGUACAACGGAACAACUAAGAAACUCUCUCUUUCUAGGAAUAUUCUGUGUCCCAAAUGUAAAGGGUAGGAACAGCUAAUAUCUUUCUAGG